Molecule: messenger RNA, 522 nt
Organism: Talaromyces rugulosus
Lineage: Eukaryota; Fungi; Ascomycota; Eurotiomycetes; Eurotiales; Trichocomaceae
Exons: 1
Coding region: 1-522 (173 amino acids)
Source: RefSeq, a predicted model, not a curated record
AUGUCGUCCGUUCCUUCGAGUAGUGGGUCGGCGCUCACUAGGCAAUGCUCGCAUAGCAGCGACCUCCCCUCCCUCAGCCCCUCCUCGGCCCUCACCUCGCACCGCUCGUUCUCCUUCAUUCGGUCACCUUCGUUUGGCAGCAAGCCAAAGACGUUGGCGGCGGCUACUAUCCCUGAGAGCGACAAGGAGCCUAUUUUCGACGAGAUCCGUGACUGCGACGAGCCGCCUUAUCCGCAGACAAACACAAAGUCGCUUUCGCCCUCGCGCGGACUUAAAGCAGAGUCGAACAACAUCACUGUCAAGAAGAGGUCGCCUGUGAAGAGUCAGAGGAGCCAGCCGGCGAAUGGUACUACCGCUUCUUCGCAGCCGCACAAGCACAAGUGGUUGAACAAGCUCGAUCCGCGCGUCGACGCCAAGCUGCUCGAAGAGCAACGGCGGCGCGUUGAGAAGGAGGAAAAGGAUAGGCGGAAGAAGAAGGAAGAAGGCAUGAUAGAGGAUCUGAUGCCCAAAUGGGUGCAGUGA